GUGUUGUGUUAAUUGGAAUAGUUUUGUUGAUAAACUUUGAGUUUUAAUAGAUAAUAAUUUUAUACACUUUGUAAUAAGUAAAAUAAAAUUCAGACUGAUAUAGUAUUUAUAUUAUAAAGAUCAAUUAAUUCAAAAUGUUAGCUGAUGUUGAUGUUUUUAUCAGUAAUUAUACAUUAGUAGAUCCAGAAAUCUAUCAACUAUUCAUAGAAGGAUUUUCCUGUUAGUAAAAAGUCGCGUAAUGAUAUUGCUAGUGAAGCAGUAUGCUAUAUGAAGCAGAAAGGUUUUGUUCAGUUUUUGGGCGCUCCAAUUGAUCUUAUUGCAUCUGAUAUUUUGGACCAUUACCGCACUUAUUCUUUAAUUGAACGUCUCUUACAUGCACCAACAAAACUUUUAGAACAAUCAUGUUUUCAAUUAGAACCCAAUACAAGAGAUUUUAUUAUUGAAAAGUAUUACUCCAUUGACGAUGCUGUGGCUCGUGAAAUAUUAGGCAAAAAACUAUCAUCACGGUAUCGUAAAGAUUUGGAUGAGGUCGCGGAGAAAACUGGUGCAAAACUGAAAUCCUGCAGACGUCAGUUUGAUAACGUAAAAAGGAUUUUCAAAAUUGUAGAAGAAUUACCUGGAAAUAUUACUAAUAAUAUAAAACAGCAUUUUAAUAUAUCAGACGAACUUGCUAAGAAAUACGCAACAAUUGUGUUUUUAGCAUGUUUACGUUUUGAAACAUCAAAAAAGAAACUGCAAUAUUUAACGUUUGCAGAUUUGUUUGCAUGUUCCCAAGCGAUUAUGAUUUAUUGGACGUACACUUAUCAACAUACUGGACCAGAAUACUAUGAUACCGAAAUGGAUAAAGAAUUUCUAUUGGACUUAAGGGAGUUAAGAUGUUUGCUGGACAAAGAAAAAGAAAUUAAACAUCUUGUAUGUAUGCGUUUGAAACCUGUUUUAUUGGAGAGAUCAUUUCACGAAUUGGAUGCAAAUUUUCGCUCAUAUUGGCGUGCUCUCAUCACGAUCGCGUGUAAUCUACAUAGGACUCGAGAACUUAGAGAUUUGUUUUUGGAUUUAUGUGAAAAACUUGUUGAACCAUGGCGACAAAAUGGUUGGACUCGAGAACAAGUCAAUAAAUUUUUAUCCGCUAUUACACAAGGUGUUUUAGAUCUGGAAAUAUCUAGGGAUCAAGAAACUCGGUGUCUUUGGGAUCGAUACAUGCAGGUUAUAAGCAUUUGUUUGGAUAAAAUGUAUCAUAUAUAAAAUAUAUGAUAAAAAAAAUGUUGUUUUGUGUUUGUGUUUAUUAAAGACUAUAUUGUUGCAAUUUUUAAAAAAAUCAUUCUUCCAUAUAAUAAAUAAAUUUCAUAUCAGUGG
Molecule: messenger RNA, 1353 nt
Organism: Teleopsis dalmanni
Lineage: Eukaryota; Metazoa; Arthropoda; Insecta; Diptera; Diopsidae
Gene: Fibp
Product: acidic fibroblast growth factor intracellular-binding protein
Exons: 8
Coding region: 268-1242 (324 amino acids)
Cellular component (GO): nucleus
Source: RefSeq, a predicted model, not a curated record